Chondrus crispus (carragheen) is the source of this 1560-nucleotide messenger RNA. RefSeq lists its product as hypothetical. Lineage: Eukaryota; Rhodophyta; Florideophyceae; Gigartinales; Gigartinaceae. The record is from RefSeq and is a predicted model, not a curated record. The transcript has a single exon. Bases 1 to 1560 code for a protein of 519 amino acids.
AUGUCCGCUGAUAUUCCGGAGGAGGAGUCCGCUGAUAUUCCGGAGGAGGAGUCCGACCCUACCAAGGAGGGGUCUGUCAUUCCGGUAGAGGACAUUGAUGCGUCGGGGGAAGACCUCGCGAUUCCAGAGGAGGACUUUGAAGUUCCAGACGGGACGUCUGAAAUUUCGGAGUCAGAAAAUUCGCAAGAAGACUACUACGAUCCGGAACACGAGUUUGAUGAUUGGGAAGAGUUUGAUGAUUGGGAAGAGUUUGACACAGACGAGUCUGAGGCGGAUGAUGGGCCUGCUACUGAGGGGGAAAGGACCGAUUUUUUAGAGGAGCCUGAAUCUCCGGUGGCAUUCCCGGAAGAUUUGGAAGGGAGCGAAACGACGGACAGGAUGCAUAUUACCCCACACGAUCUCACCGGUGACACAAACGGGAACACUGCUUCCCUACAGAACAAGUCCUACUUUGGCUCUAUUGCUAAUGCUCUUCGUGCUGCAUACGCGGGAGGACGCCCCGACGACAGGCGCAAGAAUAAGAAAGAUCGCGUGAACCCUAAGCGAACGAAGCCUACCAAGCCCAGGGUCAAGCGCACAAAGCCGAGACCCGGUCGCAAGCCAAAGAAGUCGCGCACUCGCACUCCCCCGCGUAAGAGACCCCGCAACCCCAAGAAACCACGCACUGGCACUCCCCCGCGUAAGAGACCCCGCAACCCCAAGAAACCACGCACUCGCACUCCCCCGCGUAAGAGACCCCGCAACCCUAAGAAGCCACGCACUCGCGGCCCCCCGCGUAAGAGGCCGCGCAACCCAAAGAAACCACGCACUCGCACUCCCCCGGGUAAGAAGCCGCGCAACCCCAAGAAACCACGCACUCGCACUCCCCCGCGUAAGAGGCCGCGCAACCCAAAGAAGCCACGCACUCGCACUCCCCCGCGUAAGAAGCCGCGCAACCCAACGAAGCCACGCACUCGCACUCCCCCGCGUAAGAGGCCGCGCAACCCAAAGAAGCCACGGACUCGCACUCCCCCGCGUAAGAGGCCGCGCAACCCCAAGAAGCCACGCACUGGCACUCCCCCGCGUAAGAGGCCGCGCAACCCAAAGAAGCCGCGCACUCGCAGCCCCCCGCGUAAGAGGCCCCGCAACCCAAAGAAGCCCCGCUCCGGCGGUCGCAACCCCAGGUCCAAGCCUUCGAGGCCUCCGACCUAUACAUUUUCUGGUCAAUCAGAAACGUCAGAAGCCCCCCCUGGGAUGCCAUCCGAGUGCUCUUGCGCUCAAGUCGCCAGCCCCUCAAGCACGUGUUAUACGAUGACAGACUUCGACACAAAAGCUUGCAGAUCGCGUAAAUGCGAGCCGAAGUAUGAGUGUGUAACGAGCGAAGCCUCGAGACAGGUCGUGCAGGCACUGAACGGCACGGACGGCCAGCUGAACGUGGCGCAGAGCACGCGACAGGAAGCUUCGACGCUUUGCCGACUCAAGAAGAUCAGUACCCGGUUGGUGCACGAUCGCUUGAAGGCAGGUUUCUGCCAUGAAGAGAAGGUGGAUUCCUGGGCGUACUCCCCGUACACAACGGCCUAG